Messenger RNA from Nannospalax galili (Upper Galilee mountains blind mole rat), 561 nucleotides. RefSeq names its product oocyte-secreted protein 3-like. NCBI's taxonomy places the organism in Eukaryota, Metazoa, Chordata, Mammalia, Rodentia, Spalacidae. The transcript is spliced from 4 exons. The record is from RefSeq and is a predicted model, not a curated record. Bases 1 to 561 code for a protein of 186 amino acids.
AUGAAGGCGUUAGUUACAUCAGGUUUGCUACUGCUCGCUCUCCUUGUGUGGCCAUGUUCCGGGCAACAGCCAGUGUUGGUGGAAUGCACAUAUCUUAAUCUCCGUGUCAUAGCUAAAAGAGCACUGUUUUAUCCAGAUGAACUAGUAGGCCCUGAUGAAUUGUUCCUAGGAACAGGCUGCCAGGCUAUUUACGUACGCUCAGAUGAACUUGAGUUUGAUUAUCCUAUUGGUCUCUGUGGAACUACAAUACAGGCUUUCUGUGAUGGAACUGCCCUUCAUACCUGGCUCACCUACAUACCACGAAAUGGAUCCACUUCUGCUGAGCUGCCUCUGCAGUGUGUGGUGCCCAGCUUCUCUGUUGCUCAUGAAUACAUUGUUGCUAUGAUGUGGCUAUCUAUGUCUUCCAAAAUUCACUUGUUGAAACCUAAUACCAAUGUAAAAGGCUUGGUGGACUGGGGAAAUGAUUUGGUGCAUAAAGCACCUGCCAUAGAAAAAUGUGAAGACCUGAGUUUAAAUCCCCAGAGUGCAUAUAAAGUCACAUGUGGCAGUGAGAGUUCAUAA